Messenger RNA from Strigops habroptila (Kakapo), 639 nucleotides. It is a transcript of the gene ATOX1, whose product is annotated as antioxidant 1 copper chaperone. NCBI's taxonomy places the organism in Eukaryota, Metazoa, Chordata, Aves, Psittaciformes, Psittacidae. The transcript is spliced from 4 exons. The record is from RefSeq and is a predicted model, not a curated record. Gene Ontology annotation, cellular component: cytosol. Bases 176 to 391 code for a protein of 71 amino acids. Gene Ontology annotation, molecular function: copper chaperone activity; metal ion binding. Gene Ontology annotation, biological process: copper ion transport.
UUCAGCGACUCCCCGGUGUGGGCUGCGCGGGGCCGCCGAGCUCUGCGCGGCUCCGGGGGCGCUGUGCGGGGCCGGCGCUCAGGGCCCGGCAUCGGCCUGGAGGAGCCGGGCGCGGCCCGCCCCUUCCGCCGCGCCGGGCUGCGCCGGGAGCCGGGAGCCGCCGCAGCGCUCCGCCAUGCCGAAACACGAGUUUUUUGUGGACAUGACCUGUGAAGGCUGCUCCAAUGCGGUCACCCGUGUCCUGCAGAAGCUGGGAGGUGUCCAGUUUGAUAUUGACCUGCCCAACAAGAAGGUGUGCAUCGACUCAGAGCACAACGUUGACACCCUACUGGAAACCUUAAAGAAGACUGGAAAGAACGCUUCCUACAUUGGGGAGAAGUCCGCACAGUAGCCUUGCCUGGUGUGAGGACGCUAGGAACUCAAACAUGACUUCAGCAAAAAGAUGGCUUAACUGUUUGCAUAUCUCCCAACUUGCUCUGGCAUUUGACCUUUACUGCCCUGCCAGAUGUUGGAAAGCAGAGGGCUGGCAGGAGAAGACAGCUGCAUCUUGGGCUUUAUAUCUGGAGAACUCCAGGGGAGGUUAUAUCCUGUUUCUAGUCCCACAGUAAAUCAAGGUGCUUCUUCUGUUUUUUCAGUGCA